This is a messenger RNA of Cutaneotrichosporon cavernicola, 5427 nucleotides long. RefSeq lists its product as uncharacterized. The coding region runs from base 1 to 5427 and encodes 1808 amino acids. The record is from RefSeq and is a predicted model, not a curated record. The transcript is spliced from 2 exons. NCBI's taxonomy places the organism in Eukaryota, Fungi, Basidiomycota, Tremellomycetes, Trichosporonales, Trichosporonaceae.
AUGCACUCUCCCUCGACGCACAGGCUUUUUGGCCUGGGCGUGAGCCCCGGCUAUAGCUCCCCAAACCGCAAGUCGGCCCCCACACCACUGUCGCCCACACCGCGAGCCCCUUUCGCCGCAGAGACUAGUGUCUCGAAUCCGCCCUCCCCAGCGCCGUACACCACCCCGGGGCGGUUCCGGAUCGCCAACCCUGACCCACCACCCGAGGACGAGGACAUAGGAGUCAACAGCCUACAAGCACAGGCGGCACGCUCAUUCUCUCUCAAGCCCACACACGCCGCCAGGAGUAGCGCUUUCGCGGCCAUCAACUCGACUCUAGCCUCGCACACGCCUCUGUCCCCUGGCGACCCGUUUACGGCACCACUCGGUCCGCUAGACAACAACAAUCCCAAUGUUUCGGAACCUCACGAUAACCCCAGCCCCCAGAAGCUCCUCGUCAAUAGCAACGGUGCUAAGAAUUCGCCUCGCCAGAUCCGGCCUUCUAAGAGCUCAGAGUUCAUGCGCCGCUUCCGCAACAGCAGCGAGGAGCCUCCAAGGAACACUACUCCAUACCAGGCCCUAUCAGACGAUGAGGACGAUGAUGAGCGUCUGCGACUUCCACCAAGCGCUGUGCGCACUACCAACUCUCCUGCCCGCACCUUGCAGCCGCAGAGCCGGUGGUCGGACUCGACGAACUCUGCAAGUGACUUCCCCCUCCCACCCAAUCGGACGCCCGCGUCGUCAGCGGAGAACUCGGGCUCGGCCGAGUCGUUCACCACUGCCAAGAACAGCGGACCCGAUUCCUUCGGAUCGAGCGAUAGCAAAGGCAACAAGGCAGCGCCUCACCGAAGCCAGCCCUGGCCAAUGGCCGCCAAGGCUGGCCCUGCUGCGCCGACAACUUCAGUGACUCUCGGAAAAAACAAGCAUAGUCAGAAUGCGGCUCUCUUCGCGGCGGAGACUGGCGGCAUGGUCGUGCUCGACAAUGCGUCUCGCCUCUACUCGCCAGGUGAUUGCCCCGGCCGGGUCGUUAACCGGAUGCCUGGCUACGCUCGUGUCCCAUCCGCCAGCCGUCAUGUGCACCGCAAGUCGACAGGUGACCUCAACUUCAGACGCGAGCUUGUUCCUGAAGAAUCUCCGCGUCAGCCAGACUUCACGCGUAGUCGCGGGCCUCUGACCCCCCCGCUAUCUGACGAGGGUAUAGAGCUGCGCAGACGCGGACAUGUCCGCGCGAACUCAGAUGGGAUCGCGCUGCUCGCGCGGCAGGGUACACUGUUCCACCCUGCGAGCAGUGACACCCGUGCAUCGCAGGAGCUCGAAGUUAUGCUCGGCAAACCCAAGAGUCGGCGCCUGAGUGCCAACGCGAUUCUGCCUGCGCCAAUGACGCCGAAGAAGAACGAGGUGCGCCUCGAGGCGAGUAAGAAGAGUCGCGCUCGCGUCGAGCUCGAUGUGGUCAUCGAACGCGAGUGCGUUGUUGAGGGCGGUGAGCUGCGUGGACGCCUCGAGGUCGUUGUCAGAGGUGGCAAGCGCGGUAACGGCCUCCGUGUAGGCGCCGGCAAACUACGAGUCAUUGGCUACGAGGAGGUCGUCGAAGGGUCCAAGACGAACCGCCACAUUUUCUACCAGCACCAGUACCUCCUUCCCGAGUUCUUCGAGCACGACUCGUCCCCGACGACACUCUUUGCGUCCGACGUGGACGAGGAGGGCUUCCAUCUCGCGCACGAGGGCACGCACGCACUCCCUUUCAGCAUGCAGCUUCCUCUCGGAGGCGGAGCCAAGGGGUCGUUCACGGGCGAGAAGGAUAAGGGCCCGAACAUCCGCUACGUUGUUGUGGGCAGUGUCAAGCUCCACAUCCCAAAGAGUGGUAAGCGCGCCAUCGCCCACUUCUACCGCCCAAUCGUCCUACUUCCCUACCACAACCCCGCUCGGGCUCUCUCGCCGAGUCGCCAACCCAUUGUCGAGUUUGUCGAGUCCCGCCUCGGCUGGAGCCUCAUGGGCGAGAAGGGUAAAGUGUUCCUCCAGGUCUCACUGGGCCGGCAGACGUGGAUCGCGGGACAGAGAGUGUGGUGCGAAGUCGGUGUGCGCAACAACUCGAACAAGAAGAUCACACGGUGCUCACUGGCCAUUUUGCAGACUGUCAACACCUUCGGAGUGCCCAAGGCCAAGGGCACGCAGGAAUUUCUCAACACGGUCCGUCGCAAGGUGUCAGAAGAGACGAACGAGGCGGACUUUAUGGACGUCGGCAGCGGACACGUAACGUCCAAGAGCUGGUGGACGGGCCUGGAGCCUGGCGAGUCCAACCGCUGGGACAUGAGUGUUCCGAUUCCAACUGGGAUGAUCUCGAUCCCGCGUUCCAAGCUAGUCGAGAUUGCUUACGUGCUCCGCGUGACUCUCAACAACUCGAUUUUCGUUGACGUGCCCCUCGAGCUCAUCAACUUCCUCUCAGUUGACCCGCCCCCCAUGCCCAGCGAUGCGCGCCGUGCCAGGGUUCGCAUGGCAGUUACGGGGCCGGCGGGGACUGUCAGGUCGUGCAUUGCAUCGACACUGCCACCGCCGGCAAUCCAGACUCCUCAGCAGGUCAACGUCGCAGUGCAGACAAUGCCGCCACAGUCUCAACCAGCUAGUCUCCUUCCCCGUCUGCCUGGGGUUCCCGAAGACGGCGGCAUAGGGUACACGUUUGAGCAGCUCAAGGGGGAGCCACAGGGUACCCAACCCAUCGCUCGCAGCUCGUCGACGACGCUGAACAUCGAGGCGCUCGUCGCCCAGGGCCGCGUGCGCUCCGAGGAGUGCGCCAGGUCGGCUGGGCACUCGGACCCGCACUCGGACGGGCACUCUAACCUGUACUCGGCUGGGCUCCUCCAGGUGCCCGGAGACGGGAACACGGACCUCAUGCCGCGUCCAAUCUCACCAGGUUCCAAGUACUCGAGUGUCGGCACUGUCGUCCCAGGUUCGGCCAUGUCCACCAUCCGCGGCCGCAGGGAUUCGUAUGCCUCCAACGCCUGGUCGAUAGACGAGGAGGAGCGCGACCGUCUCGUGAUGGAGGGGUACCGGCGAGACGGGCGCGUCAACGCCCUUGCAGUCAUCGAGCACGAGACCCCCAGCCGUCUCGACACACCGGCUAACGGCGAUGUGCACGACGACAUGAGUGCGCUCAACUCGAACCUUGAGCCACACGAGGUCCACACAUAUCAGCCGGCGGAGGAGCCCACUGGCACAAACUAUGAGUUUGACACCGCAUCUGUGUACUCUACGUCCGACGGCCCCGGCCGCAGUGGCGAACCCACCCCGCACGUCGAGCAGACUGAGACCCUUGUCGACUCUGAAAAUGACCGUACUCCAAUGGCAUCGCCCAUCGGCUCGCCCGUUACUCCUCCACUUGUUCAUCCCAUCGUCAAGUUCCUGCAUCACAUUAGUGAGGAGGAGGAGGAACCGUUGACGGAUGACAUGCUCGACGACAUUGUCAGUCUGGAUGGCGGCGCAGCCCGAGGUUACCUUCAGGACAGCGGGAGCGCGGACGACGAAGAUGACGACGACGACGACGACGACCUCGUCGCUGCAGAGGUCCCAGCAGAGGACGUGACGCCGAGAAGUUCGGCUUUCGGCCGCGCUAGCCUGGGGGAGCGCCUGUCUCUCGCGUGUGGUGGUAGCGCUGUUGUCAAGAAGGCUCAAACGGCUGUCCCGGCGGAGGCCCGCCAGUUCUCGCCACAGCUCAGCAGGAAGGACGGCUUCUCCCCUAUAUCCCCGCAACAGGAGUUUGGGGUGAACCCAGACGGUAUCGACUAUACGGAGCCCCUCGAGAUUGGCAACCUCAGUAUCGCGAGCAAGAUCAGUAUCGGGCAUGAUGACGGAUACGAUGCGACGAGUGAGCAUAGCUCGACUAUCUCACCUUCUGUGCACGGUCACAGGGCGACGCACCCGCUACCUGGUGGGUGGAGCCGGUACCCUGGGCCGUACGCGGAUGCUCCUAUGCUCCCUCCACCGUCGAGUGCGCGCGAAAUCAGCUGGGGUCGCAACCUCGCUGGGCGCACCGUGUCCGGCCAAACAGCAAUGAUCUCGCUAGACGAUUCGCCAGUGAGCCCCAUUUUCGCUACGUUCACCCCCGUCUCGGAAAUGUUCGGCACCCCUGGGCCCUCGCCCCGCUCCGCCACCUUUGGAACGCAGACGUCCUUCCCGGCACCGCGCGCGACUGAGCGAGAAGGCUCCUCCACUCCCAACGGCCGUCAGGCUGCCCUGUUCGCUGCGACGGCGGGUCGGACGCGCGAAGAACUUGCGGACGAGGACCUGCACCCGCCAAACGUGCUAAGUCGCGUCGACACGAGUGGGGGAGACAGCUUCCACACGGCUCAGAGUGAUGGUGAUGACAUGCCCCAGCUCAAGCGUUCGUCGGACACGGACAGCUCGGACGACAACCUUGAGUCGCCGCCCACCAUCAGCCAGCCUGUGUACACGAUGCCACUGCCUGUCCCACCAGGUCCCUCGCCUCACAUGUCGCGCGGAAUCCCAGACCGCUUCCGGCCAAUACCAGCGCCGGUUCCCCCUCCUCCCAUGAGCGAGGAGUCACACGUCUCAAAUGCUUCGAGCUCUCAUGACAGCGGCAUCCUACCUGCUUUCAAGGCUAGAGUCGCGCAAUUCGAGACACGCGAGGACGCCUUGCGUCGCUUUACUGUCGCCAGCAGCGCUGGCCUGCACUCCCCGACAGUCCCGCUGAGUCCUGUGUACUCGAGCUCGGGCUCGUCUGGUUCGCACGGCAAUCGUGGGUACACCUCCUCGGCCUCAGGCCGGCGCUCGUACACCUCUGCACUUGGCUCGCGGGUGGCCCAGGCCUACAGUAGCCCUCGCAGCCAGACGUCGUUCAAUAUCGAGACGCCGCCUACCGCGGCCGGCGAGUUCGUCCUCGCUCAGCACUCGGGUACGUCGAGCAUCUCCUCGGUGCGUCAGGUCUGGCAGAUGCGCGAGCAGGACGACUCUGCAAAGCAGCUUCUGCGCUCGCUGUCGACCGCAUCGCACAGCACUACAGCCACGGACAUUGAGCGCGUCCUCACCCGCUCGCCUGUGAGCACUCCGCGUGGCCCGCGCCCGCCUUUGCACAAAUCGGGCCUCAUUUCGAGUGUUUCGUCCCGCGACAACAGGGACUCUGGGAGCACGCUGAGCAUGGACAUGAGCGAGCUCGGCGCGCCUAUCAUCAACACCAUCUACCGGCACUCGCCAGCACUCACGCCGACGCGCGAGCAGGCCUUCCUUCCCGAGGUCAUGAGUGAAACGGCUUCCAUCGUCGACGUACAGUCGUACGACAGCCACGGACACAGCGAUGAGGGAGUGUCGUCUGGCUCCGAGUUCGGGAAGUCGCACUGGACAGGAUCAGGGCGCCUCCCACAGUUCCGGGCGAGACAGGCUGUGCCGAUGCCCUCGUUUGGCCCGAAUCGACCCAACCAAGGUUUCUAUGGCGUAUAA